GAAAGGUGUGGUACGUACCUCAUCAUGGGGUCUACCACCCCCGUAAGAAAACACUGCGGGUUGUUUAUGAUUGUGCUGCAAUGUUUGCUGGAACAUCACUGAACAAAGAGCUGUUACAGGGACCAGAUUUGACUAGCACCUUAUUAGGUGUACUCAUUCGUUUUCGGCAAGGUCCAAUAGCCCUUAUGACGGACAUUAAAGGGAUGUUCCACCAAGUCAAAGUUGCUCAGGAACAUGUAAAUUACUUACGUUUUCUCUGGUGGCCCCACGGUGACAUCACAAAAGAGCUUGUUGAACAUAGAAUGUUGGUCCAUAUUUUUGGUGCAGUCUCUUCCCCUAGUUGUGCCACAUUUGCACUUUUAAAGACUGCUGAUGACAACCAACAUCUGUACCCAGAAGAGGUUAUUAAUACAAUCAGACACAGCUUCUAUGUAGAUGACUGUCUCAGGUCUGUACAGACAGUUGAGCAGGCCAUUUCUCUUUAUCAACAGCUCACUGAGGUGUGUGCCAAGGGGGGAUUUAGGCUCAAUAAAUGGGUGUGUAGUGAGCGCUCUGUCCUCUCGCAGAUCCCUGAGGAAAACAGAGCAACAGGUGUAAGGAUGCUAGAUCUUAGCCGGGACCAGCUUCCCACUGAAAGAGCCCUGGGGGUACAAUGGGAUGUUGACCAGGAUGUUUUCACCUUUAGCAUUGUAAACAAGCACAAACCACUAACAAGACGUGGUAUUUUGUCCAUUGUCAGCUCUAUUUAUGACCCUUUGGGUUUCUUAGCUCCAGUUAUUCUCCCUGCUAAACAGAUUCUUCAACAUUUAUGUAAACUGAAGUUUGGCUGGGAUGAGACAAUUCCACCAGAAAUGGCACAAGUUUGGAAAAAAUGGACCAAAGAUUUAGUUCUUCUUGACAACUUUAGUGUCAGAAGAUGCAUCACACCCAAAAGAUUUGGGGAAAUAAGAAAUGCACAACUGCAUCACGUUUGUGAUGCCAGUGAAACUGGGUUUGGUGCCGUGUCUUAUCUUAGGCUAACUAAUAGCAAACAGGAAGUGUGCGUUUCCUUUGUUAUUGGUAAAGCAAGGGUAGUACCAUUAAAACAAAUCACUAUACCACGACUUGAACUUGCUGCUGCAGUUUUAGCUGUAUGUCUGGACAAAAUGCUGUUAGUUCAACUUGGACUCAAUCUGAGUGAAUCAGUCUUUUGGUCUGAUAGCACAACCGUCCUGCAGUACAUUGCAAACACAACAACACGGUUCAAAACUUAUGUAGCUAAUAGAGUUUCCAUCAUUCGUGAUCUUACAAAGGUUACUCAGUGGAGAUACAUCAGCUCAAAGUUGAAUCCAGCUGAUGCAGCCUCUCGAGGCAUGAAGGUUGGCUCUUUUUUAAAGUCUUCCACCUGGAUCAGUGGGCCAGAAUUCCUCACAAAACCUGAGAUCCAAUGGCCAGCAGUGAUUAAAGAAUUACCUGUCCAUUUGGAAGCUGAUCCAGAGGUUAAAGAUCAAGUUCUGACAUGUGCAGCUGUGCUGGAAGAAGUGUGUCCCACCACCAAGCUGCUAAUGUACUUUUCCAGUUGGACAAAGCUAAAAAGAAGUGUAGCAUGGCUCCUGAAACUAAAAGAAAUGCUAUAAACAAAGAAGUUGCUAACUGCACACUGUGGAAAUCAAAUGUGUGAUAAACAGGACAAUAAAACAGAUGUUCAGCUCACAACUGAUGAUCUGUCCAAGGCAGAGGAAGCCAUAGUGAGAGUUGUGCAGAGAAACCAUUAUGGCAAUGAAAUGGCUGCCCUGAGCUCUGGUGCAGUGAAGAAGUCAAGUCAUCUGUACAAGCUUGAUCCUGUUGUUAGUGAUGGUGUGUUGAGAGUGGGAGGCAGACUGAGCAAAGCAGCCUUACCUGAAGAAACAAAACAUCCUGCAAUAUUGCCUAAAGGAAGCCAUGUUUCAAAGCUCAUUCUUCAACAUAUCCAUGAAAAGGUUGGACACAGAGGAAGAAAUCACAUGCUUUCUACCCUUCGACGACAGUACUGGAUCCCUCAUGCUAAUUCAGCAGCCAGAAAGAUCAUCAGAGACUGUAUGGUGUGUCAAAGGCAACGACAAAAGCCAGGUGAGCAAAAAAUGUCAGAUCUUCCUAUUGACAGAAUCUCAACUGAUCUUCCACCAUUUACUUAUGUUGGUGCUGAUUACUUUGGACCAAUAGAAGUGAAGAGAGGGAGAACUAUUGUAAAAAGAUAUGGAGUUCUCUUCACAUGCCUAACCUGUCGUGCAGUUCACCUUGAGGUGGCACAUUCUCUUGAUACAGAUUCCUGUAUAAACGCCAUCAGGAGAUUAAUCUGCCGCAGAGGACAAGUCAAGGAAAUCCGGUCGGACAACGGAACCAACUUUGUCAGCUCAAAUCGUGAGUUGAAGCAAGCCAUGUUAGAGCUAAAGCAAAGUAAAAUCCAAAAAUGCUUAGCACAAGAUGGCAUAAAGUGGACUUUUAACCCUCCUUAUGGAGCCCAUCAUGGUGGUGUAUGGGAGCGCCUGGUGCAGGAAAUAAAGAAAAUACUGUGCUCCAUCACAAACCAGCAAGUCCUAGAUGAUGAAGGCUUGCACACAGUUUUAUGUGAGGUGGAGGCUAUAUUAAAUGAUCGCCCGAUUACACCUUCUUCUGAAGAUCUCAAUGAUUUAGAGGCUCUUACUCCAAAUCAUUUGCUCCAGUUAAAAGGUAAGCCUGUGCUGCCACCAGGUUUGUUCAAAAAGGAGGACCUGUACACGCGGAGACGUUGGAGGCAAG
Messenger RNA from Xiphophorus couchianus (Monterrey platyfish), 2757 nucleotides. RefSeq lists its product as uncharacterized. The record is from RefSeq and is a predicted model, not a curated record. NCBI's taxonomy places the organism in Eukaryota, Metazoa, Chordata, Actinopteri, Cyprinodontiformes, Poeciliidae. Bases 81 to 1616 code for a protein of 511 amino acids. The transcript has a single exon.